AUGGCUAACAACAAUAGUAGUAUCAAAAGCAAUCCUGUAUCCACCGUUGUCCUCGAUAGCUUUGCUACAAUGACCCGCCACAAUAGCUCCAGCAAUGAAAUUGUUAGAAACAGUAUCCGACUAGCUAGCGUCUUCACUGAUCCGAUGCUUCCAGAAAAGCCUCGGCCACCACAUUCCAAUUUUGUGAAACUUAACGUGGAGUACCGUUCCAAACAAAAGUUCAACCGACAAAAUGAAUUCAAGCUCAAGAAGUGGAUGGUCGAAAAGCAACGCACGCUGCCAAACAGAUACAAGCGAUGCGCCCAGCUUGAAAACAACGACGGACUUAGCGACACGGAAAGUGUCGAGAAUUGUACAGGCGAAGAAAAUGAGUGGGAAAACGGCAUGCAGCACGCCAAAAAGCCGAGGAAAACAAUUGACGAGACAGAGGAGCAUCCGACGUUAAGAAUAUCGAAGUCGAUCUUGAAGAAUCAAGCGAUGAAGAGGCAACACCUUCCUAGACACAGUCUGGUGAUCCUGUCGGCAGGCACUGAUUCCCGUGUUGAAGUUGUAAUUUUGACGUGUCAUAAGUUUCUCCGUAUCGAUCUUGGCCAAAGAUCAACUUUGCGGCAAAAGUGUCAUUUAACAACGAUUACGGUUGCCUUGGGAGCAAAGGCUAACUCGACAAACCGUGCCAAGAAGCUGGGCUCGUUGAUUCGUGAGGGUGUUGACGCAGCUAUGGUGACAGUGCACAUCACCAACAAAGGUCACGACGCUAACCGACAAGACAUUUACGGUGAUACCAUCACUAUCGAACGUAAAAUUUUGAAAGAUGGUGUCGGCCACUACCGCAUCAAAAGCUCUACAAACAAGAUCAUCUCGAGCAAGCGAAAAGAAUUGACAGCCAUCUUGGAUCCCAUGGUCAAUUUAAGGGAUAAUCCACUCACUAUCCUCUCGCAAGAUAUGGCACGCGAAUCCUUGAAUUUAAGCUCGUCGAGCGAAAAAUACUCGCUUUUUAUGCGCGGCACGCAACUGGUACAACAUUCUCAAGACUACGCCGUUUUACGAGAAACCCUAGAAGAUACAUCACAUGAAGAAAAAAUCAAAGUGCUCAGCAACGAGCUAGCAUGGGCACAGGAAAGCCUUGCAGACGCCAAGGAAGCGGUUGGUCAAACCAACUGA
Zychaea mexicana is the source of this 1161-nucleotide messenger RNA. RefSeq lists its product as uncharacterized. Lineage: Eukaryota; Fungi; Mucoromycota; Mucoromycetes; Mucorales; Lichtheimiaceae. The record is from RefSeq and is a predicted model, not a curated record. Gene Ontology annotation, biological process: double-strand break repair via homologous recombination. The coding region runs from base 1 to 1161 and encodes 386 amino acids. Gene Ontology annotation, cellular component: nucleus; Smc5-Smc6 complex; site of double-strand break. The transcript is spliced from 11 exons. Gene Ontology annotation, molecular function: damaged DNA binding; single-stranded DNA binding.